Balaenoptera acutorostrata (minke whale) is the source of this 372-nucleotide messenger RNA. RefSeq names its product 60S ribosomal protein L31-like. The record is from RefSeq and is a predicted model, not a curated record. The transcript has a single exon. Gene Ontology annotation, cellular component: cytosolic large ribosomal subunit; ribosome. Lineage: Eukaryota; Metazoa; Chordata; Mammalia; Artiodactyla; Balaenopteridae. Gene Ontology annotation, molecular function: structural constituent of ribosome. Gene Ontology annotation, biological process: cytoplasmic translation.
AUGGCUCCCGCAAAGAAGGGUGGCAAGAGGAAGAAGGGCCGGUCCGCCAUCAACGAGUUGGUGACCAGAGAAUACACUAUCAACAUUCACAAGCACAUCCAUGCAGUGGGUUUCGAGAAGCAUGCCCCUUGAACGCUCUAAGAAAUCCAGAAAUUUGCCAUGAAGGAGAUGGGAACUCCAGAUGUACACAUUGAUACCAGGCUCAACAAAGCUGUCUGGGCCAAAGGAAUAAGGAAUGUCCCAUACCGUAUCCGUGAGUGGUUGUCCAGAAAACGUAAUGAAGAUUCACCAAACAAGCUCUAUAUGUUUGUUACCUAUGUACCUGUCACCACUUUAAAAAAUCUACAGACAGUUAAUGUGGAUGAGAACUGA